AUGUCUGUGGAACAAAGAUCUAAUGUACUUCAAAUCAAGUACAACGAGUACAAGCAGACUUUAGAAGAACUGCAAACCAAAAUAAUUGAGCUAGGCAAUGAUAAAGAGGAACACGAAAUUGUGCUUUCCACCCUGAAAACCACUGAAGAUACAAGGAAAUGCUACAGAAUGGUAGGGGGUGCUCUGGUGGAAACCGAUGUAGUAAGUACUAUUCCAAUAUUAGAGACCAAGAAAGAAAAGAUUUCAACUACUAUUUCAACUAUGAAAGCUGAGUUAAUAAAGAUAGCAAAUGAGUUCGAAAAAUGGAAGAAAGAUAAUAAGAUCCAAAUUCUCAGGCAAUAG
Molecule: messenger RNA, 342 nt
Organism: Eremothecium cymbalariae DBVPG#7215
Lineage: Eukaryota; Fungi; Ascomycota; Saccharomycetes; Saccharomycetales; Saccharomycetaceae
Gene: GIM4
Product: tubulin-binding prefolding complex subunit GIM4
Exons: 2
Coding region: 1-342 (113 amino acids)
Biological process (GO): protein folding
Cellular component (GO): prefoldin complex; cytoplasm
Molecular function (GO): protein folding chaperone
Source: RefSeq, a predicted model, not a curated record